This is a messenger RNA of Toxotes jaculatrix (banded archerfish), 3174 nucleotides long. RefSeq names its product 3'-phosphoadenosine 5'-phosphosulfate synthase 1 (gene papss1). The transcript has 12 exons. The coding region runs from base 192 to 2066 and encodes 624 amino acids. The record is from RefSeq and is a predicted model, not a curated record. Lineage: Eukaryota; Metazoa; Chordata; Actinopteri; Toxotidae. Gene Ontology annotation, biological process: 3'-phosphoadenosine 5'-phosphosulfate biosynthetic process; sulfate assimilation. Gene Ontology annotation, molecular function: sulfate adenylyltransferase (ATP) activity; adenylylsulfate kinase activity; ATP binding.
UCUUCCCGGUUGUUGUGCUAUCCACCUGGGCUCCGGGCUCUUCCAUUGACCGGAGAUACGUGUGCCAAAAAAAAAAAAAAAAGAUACUAAUAGAGAUACCUGUAUUUGUAAACGAAGAGCCAAACGGUUUGUCGUUUUGUGUGUGUUUAGAAGACGUGGCCGGUUGAAUCAGCCGCUGACUGCUGCCAGAGAUGGAGACGUAUGGCAAUUCGCACAAAAAGCAGAAGCUGAGCAACGCCGCUGAGAGCUGGGGAAUGCAACGUGCAACUAAUGUCACCUAUCAAGCUCAUCAUGUCAGCCGAAACAAGCGUGGACAGGUUGUGGGCACAAGAGGAGGGUUCAGAGGAUGCACUGUUUGGUUGACUGGUUUGUCCGGUGCAGGGAAAACCACAGUGAGCAUGGCUCUGGAGGAGUACCUGGUGUGCCAUGGUAUCCCUUGCUACACCCUCGACGGCGAUAAUAUCCGUCAAGGGCUGAACAAGAACCUUGGUUUCAGCCCAGAGGAUCGGGAGGAGAACAUUAGACGCAUUGCUGAGGUGGCCCGUCUUUUUGCUGAUGCUGGGCUGGUUUGCAUCGCCAGCUUCAUCUCUCCUUAUAGCAGGGACCGCCUCAAUGCUAGGAAGAUCCAUGAGGCGGCAGGGCUGCCUUUCUUUGAGGUGUUUGUGGACGCUCCACUGGAUGUGUGUGAGCAGAGGGAUGUUAAGGGACUGUACAAGAGAGCUCGAGCAGGGGAAAUAAGAGGUUUCACUGGAAUUGACUCAGAGUACGAGAAGCCGGAGGCUCCGGAGCUGGUGCUGAAGACUGACUCCUGCAGUGUGAAUGAAUGCAUACAACAGCUUAUUGACCUGCUUCAGGAGAGGGAUAUAGUUCCUGUUGAUGCAUCCUAUGAAGUGAAAGAGCUGUACGUUCAGGAGAACAAACUGGACCUGGCUAAGGCCGAUGCUGAGACUCUACCUGCUGUACAGAUUGGCAAGGUGGACAUGCAGUGGGUGCAGGUGCUGGCUGAAGGCUGGGCCACUCCUCUGAACGGUUUUAUGAGGGAGAGAGAGUACUUACAGUGUCUUCAUUUUGACUGUCUGCUGGAUGGUGGUGUAAUCAACCUGUCAGUGCCUGUGGUGCUGCCGGUGUCUACUGCAGAUAAGGAGCGUUUAGACGGCGUGACAGCCAUGGCUCUGGUCUAUGAGGGCAGACGAGUCGCCAUCCUUCGCAACCCUGAGUUUUAUGAGCACCGCAAAGAAGAGCGCUGUGCUCGCCAGUGGGGCACCACUUGCAAGGACCACCCCUACAUCAAGAUGGUGAUGGAAAGUGGGGACUGGCUGGUCGGCGGAGACCUGCAGGUUCUGGACAGGAUCUACUGGAACGACGGGCUCGACCAGUACCGCCUGACACCCACUGAGCUCAAACAGAAGUUUAAAGAGAUGAAUGCAGAUGCUGUAUUUGCCUUCCAGCUCCGCAACCCGGUCCACAAUGGCCACGCUCUCCUCAUGCAGGACACCCACAAGCGUCUCAUCGAGAGAGGCUACCGCCGGCCAGUGCUUCUGCUCCACCCACUGGGAGGGUGGACCAAGGACGAUGAUGUGCCGCUGCCUUGGCGAAUGAAGCAGCAUGCUGCUGUCCUGGAGGAGGGCGUCCUGAAUCCAGACUCUACCAUCGUGGCUAUCUUUCCUUCACCCAUGAUGUAUGCGGGGCCCACUGAGGUUCAGUGGCACUGCAGGGCUCGAAUGGUGGCUGGUGCCAACUUCUACAUUGUGGGCCGUGACCCCGCCGGCAUGCCCCACCCUGAUACAGGAAAGGACCUGUAUGAACCCACUCAUGGGGCCAAGGUCCUCACCAUGGCUCCUGGCCUCAUCACCCUGGAGAUUGUACCCUUUAAAGUUGCUGCUUACAACAAGGUCAAAAGAGCAAUGGAUUUUUAUGACCCCAAAAACCAUCAAGACUAUGAUUUCAUCUCAGGUACACGCAUGCGUAAGAUGGCUCGCGAGGGAGAGAAUCCUCCUGACGGUUUCAUGGCACCAAAGGCCUGGGCUGUGCUGAAAGAAUACUAUAAGUCACUGGAGAAGGCCUAAAGGUCCAGUCUCAGAUGGAAAAAAAAAACACAAAAAACAUGGGAACACAGUGGUUUCAACCGAGGUUUAAAAUGAUGAAUGUGGGGACCACUCAUCUUCUAUCAAAAACCAUGCUCCGGCUUCUGUCUGUGUCACUUUUACGCUCGACUGUCACUCACGAAACUGGUCUCAGUUGUUUUUAGUCUUACCACAUUUGUGUUUUAACCUGCGUGUGCUUUAUUUAACUAAUCUUAACUCUGUCUGUGAAACAGUAGAAGAAGUCAAGUUAAUGUUUCAAGCGAACAAACAAAAAAAAAGUGUUCAUAGUAGAUGUUUAUGUUUCUCACUAACUUUACAACUGUAUAUUCUGACUGGUUCCAAAAAUAUUGUGUAAAAAUUUAAAGAUCAAGACUUGUAAUGACCUGUGUGGAAAGUACUGUUGACCAGUACUUCAGUAGUUUGGGAAUGAAUGUUCAGUAUUCGUGUUGUCCAAAUUAAAAAAGGCUCCUGCACCUGCUAUAUAGCUCAUGCAGCUCACCACUGAACGCCAAACAAGUUGCUUUGUAUUGUAUCUUUGCAAGUGGCAGUGGCAAUUGCUCCGAAUUUGGUGUACACAAGUAUUUGAUGUAGAAGUCGAGUGCCUUGGUCUUCAGAAAGUGAAUUCACAUGAUGUCUUGUUUGAAUUAGGUCACACAGACACACGCACACCUGCUUCUUGUCCCAGUUGUUGUUAGACUGAAAUGGUCCAGUAGCUCAAGAAAUGGUCUGCAAAACAGAUCAGCAUUAAAGAUGUUUUUAUUGGGAUAUGCAACCCUAACCUUCCUAAACCAUUAGGAUAACUUUUAACUUUUUUUGUCUUAUAUAGUCUAUUUAUUCUCUCCUAACAUUGCAGUGUUUUCUCUUUUUAACUGUGUUGUGCAUGUAAUUCUGGUGCUCUAAGCUUUUCCCUCAACAGUCUUGAUAUUUUGUUACAUUUUCAUCUUUUGUGUUUUUUUUUCUUUCCUCAUGGGUUGCUAAUAUUUUCCAUGUGGUAAUUCAUUUUUAAGAGUUGGCCUGUAAAAGCAGGUGGUUGGUGGUUGCCAUCAACGGAUCAGAUUUGUAAUCUUACUUACUCAAUAAACCAUUUUUA